CUGGAAAUAGACAAUAUGACAAACCACAUUGUUGUGCUUGGCGCCGGCGUUUCGGGCCUCACUACCGCCCUGCUCUUGUCUAAGAGCAAAGCCAACUCCAUCACCCUCAUCGCGAAGCAUAUGCCCGGCGACUAUGACAUCGAGUACACCUCUCCGUGGGCCGGCGCCAACGUCUUGCCUAUGGCACCUGCUUCCGACAGUAAAUGGGAAAGAAGAACAUGGCCCGAGAUGAAGCGCCUAGCCGCCGAGGUUCCUGAAGCCGGCAUUCACUUCCAAAAGUCCAUUGUCUACCGCCGCAAGAAGGACAUCGAAGCAGGCGGCAACCCCUACGACGCCCUCUAUGCCGUCGACCCGUGGUACCGCGAAAUGAUGCCCGAUUUCCGCGACCUUCGCCAGGACGAGCUUCCGUCCAACGCCCACUCGGGCUGCGAAUUCACCUCAGUCUGCAUGAACACGGCGCUCUACCUCCCCUGGCUGGUCGGACAGUGUCGCAAGAACGGCGUCGUCUUCAAGCGCGGCGUCAUCGAGCACAUCCGCGAGCUCAAGAACCUGCACCACACCGGCAACCCGGCCGACAUCAUCGUCAACUCCUCGGGCCUGCUGGCGUGCAAGCUGGGCGGCGUCGAGGACAAGACGGUGCGUCCCGCGCGCGGGCAGGUCGUCAUCGUCCGCAACGUGGCCGAGAAGAUGGUCACCAUCUCCGGCACGGACGACGGGCCGACGGAGGUGUGCUACAUGAUGACCCGCGCCAACGGCGGCGGGACGAUUUUGGGAGGCACGUAUGACAAGGACAACUGGGACGCGAACCCGGAUCCGAACAUUGCGAUCAGGAUCAUGAAGCGGGCUGUCGAUCUGAACCCGAGCUUGACGGGCGGUAAGGGCAUUGAGGCGUUGAGUAUUGUCCGCCACGGCGUUGGGUUGAGGCCGUACCGCGAGAAUGGCGUCAGGAUUGAGAUUGACAAGAAGACCUUUGAAGACGGCACGCCUAUUGUCCACAACUAUGGCCACGCCGGAUGGGGAUACCAGGGAUCGUACGGUUGCUCAGAGGGCGUUGUUGAGCUGGUGAACCAAAUUAGAAGGGAGAAGGGGGAGGCCCUGACAAAUGAGCCAAAGCUGUUUUCUUGGGACCGUCCGAGUAAAUUGUAA
Molecule: messenger RNA, 1146 nt
Organism: Colletotrichum karsti
Lineage: Eukaryota; Fungi; Ascomycota; Sordariomycetes; Glomerellales; Glomerellaceae
Product: d-amino-acid oxidase
Exons: 4
Molecular function (GO): D-amino-acid oxidase activity; FAD binding
Source: RefSeq, a predicted model, not a curated record